Molecule: messenger RNA, 6405 nt
Organism: Dendroctonus ponderosae (mountain pine beetle)
Lineage: Eukaryota; Metazoa; Arthropoda; Insecta; Coleoptera; Curculionidae
Gene: Delta
Product: neurogenic locus protein delta
Exons: 6
Coding region: 2386-4680 (764 amino acids)
Biological process (GO): cell communication; establishment or maintenance of epithelial cell apical/basal polarity; Notch signaling pathway
Cellular component (GO): plasma membrane; protein-containing complex
Molecular function (GO): calcium ion binding
Source: RefSeq, a predicted model, not a curated record
UUUUCAAAUAAAAUUAGAAACAAAAUGAUAAUUAUAAUUUAAAAAAACACCCAGCAAAACUGUUAUUGGUUCAUACAUCACAACGGCAAUACCGAACUUCCGAUUCGACAGAUAAAUAUACACUCUUUUUAAACACUUCUGCAACAUUUAUAGCAGUGCUUAUUCUUUGGAAAGCUUCUAUGAUUCUCUCCUUCAUAUUUUUUGGAGUUAUUGAGGCUGCCUUAUAUUCCAUACACACAGUUCCGUAUAUCUUCAUUAAAAAAUCCGGAGGAGUCAAAUUUGGUAAUCGCGGAGGCCAGUUUUGAUACCCGCUUUUUCCCUGCUGAAAAUCAAGAUUUAAAAAUGCCCGCACCUCGCGAUGAAAAUAUGCUGGGGCUCCAUCCAUUUGAAACCACAUGGCUGCUCUAAUGUCUAACGGAAUAUAUUCUAAUAGCAUUGGAAGCUUUCUUUGGAAAAAAUAGGGGCCGAUUAAAUUAAUUUUUCAUUAUUUCGCCCCACGCAUUUACUGACCACUUGUGCUGAUUUUGGAUGGUUCUAAAAUGUGCGGCUGUGAAUCCCAUUAAAAUUGAAAAUUGCGCCCAUUGGCAUAUCCAUUAUUGUAAAACAUGCAUUUGUCAAACAACAAAAACUUCAUCAAAAAAGUUUUUUUGCAUUUUCCAAUUAUGUUGUUUAAUUCUCUCUGGACGCUGGAAGCACAAUUCCUUCCCAAUGGUUUUCCAUAUGCAACACUCCCGGUUUGCUUGAAUUGAGCUUAUUCGGAUGACUUCUGCCUGGAAAUCUUUCAGCGUACAUGCGAGAUGCUCAUAUCAAUUUGUUCUUCUUUAGAGUAAUCUUUUAUGUGUGUUUUGUAAAAAACUACUAACACAACAAGAUUGUAUAGAAGCGAUUUCUAAUAAAUUAACUGAUAUUUUAGACCUGUGCACAUGCGAUAGGUGAUUCAAUAAAUUAUUAAAUUUAAUAAUAUCGCCAUGCCAUGAAUCCUGAAACUGCGAUUUCUAUGAAAAGCUAAAGAGUUAGGCGUAGGGUAUAAUAGACAAUUAAAUCUUCCUUGGGGUUUCUGUCAUAAGCUAGUUAUUGCCAUUCAAUACGUGCAAUUGUUAAAUUCAAUUUUAAGACUCCUUGAAUUCCUUAGCCUAAUUUUUACUUGUUUGUCACACAACCACCUCUAUUGGUAGUCGUAAAGUUGAAUUUGAUUUCGAAAUUCGAAAUGGGUGUUCAUAACUGAAACUUGCGUUCAUUUUCGCAGAACUCCAAAACUCUCAGAAACCGUAAGCUUUAAGUAGGAUAACCCUUAAUAAAAACUCGUGAACAUUACAACACCGUGUAGAUUAUAAAAUAAAUUAAAGAUAUACUCCGAGUGCUCCUGCAUUUUUUCAUAAAAUUAUACUUUUUUCCGUUUAGUAUAAUCUGAAUAACCCACCUGCAUAAAGUAGUUGAAAAGUUAGAACUCGUAAAUUUUGAGUUUAUUGUCUCUUCUAGAAAAAUAAUGAACAAACCGCAUUAUUUUGACUUGCCCUGUAUGCAUUCGAGAGAUUGUCGCGUACUUAAGAAACAGCCUCUAUAGACUUGCGUGAACUUAUGUGUGAAGUUGAAACAACGAAAUUAAUUUCUGGACAACCUCAAAAAUUAGGUUAUAAAAGUAGCAAUUAAAAGAAAAUUAAAUAUAUUUCGAAGACGAUUCGCGAAAUAAAUGUUGCUUAAAAGGUGUAAAACAGUAGGAAAAUUAAGUGGGACAAAAGCGUACAUCACACCACACAGAAGAAGAGAAAUAUUUUCGAAAGAUCGGCAGGGAGUCUUCGGAUAUGGAGAUAAUUGUAAAGCACAAGCGGCUAAGUGGGUAAUUGUGAUUCGCGCGGAAGGGGGUCGGGGUGCGGGUGCCACUAGUGAGUAGCACUUUUUUAGUGCUUUCCAGUACCGCGGAAGCACCCGGCUUUGUACCCCUUAGAGCGCCCCACCACCCGGACACUACCACACGGUCGCACUGCGCUACUAAGCGCUCUUCGCCGACUUCGCUCACACUCAGUCGGUAUACUUUGGAAGUUACGGGCGCUGCUUCGUCUGACAGUCUCAUUUCGCGUAUCCGAAGCCGCUCUUGCUGCAUAACGAACGUGAAUUAUCACAGUGUUUAGUGUAUGAUUACGAUAAUAAUAUGGGGUUACGUAUCUACCCGGCUUGAUAACACCCCUUUGCCAACAAUCCCUGUCUGUGCCGUGUCUUAUGUGAAUGCUCUCUACAGUGAUUAUUGUCGUUCAAGUGAACUGUGAAAAGUGAUUUUCUUUCUAUUUCCCAGCCUAUGGCGCGGUGCAGAAUACCUUUGAGGUAACAGCACCUGGAAGCUGUUGAUUGUCCUUCUUUUGGACUACUCUAUCAAUUGCAACUCUCAUCAUGUUUUGGAUACUCUACUCUUUCCUCGGCCUGUCUCUAGUCCUCCAGACCCUUUCUUCGGGGGUGUUCGAGUUGAGAUUGCUCUCCUUCGACAACCAAGCUGGAAAAGAUGACUUGGGUAAAUGUUGUUCUGGACGACCGUCAGGUCUGGAAUGUGAAGGAGAUUGCCGGCCGCGCUUCCGGAUAUGUCUAAAAGAAUAUCAAGUGAAAAUUGACGCCACCUCUCCUUGUACUUUUGGCGAUGUCAUCACUUCUGAAUUGGGUCCCGGACCUGCUGAUGAUCCUCAAAGUGGAUUUGCCAAUGCUAUUGCAAUGCGCUUUCCAUUUACUUGGCCGGGUACCUUCUCGCUGAUCGUGGAAGCUUGGCAUGGCAACCAAUCGGCCCAUUCAGCAGUUCUGGUUAGUAGACUUAUGCGACAACGCUAUUUGGAUGUGAGUGAACAGUGGACAGAAGACACACACAGCUCCAAAUAUUCUACCUUAAGAUUUGAAUAUCGGGUUACUUGCGAACCACAUUACUAUGGCAAAGGCUGUGAAGACCUGUGCCGUCCACGUGAUGAUAGUUUUGGCCAUUACAGCUGUUCCCCUUCAGGGGAACGCGUGUGUUUAGCCGGAUGGACUGGAGAUUAUUGCACGAAAGCGCAAUGCUUACCAGGAUGCGAUGAACAACAUGGUCAUUGUACGCGACCAAACGAGUGCAAGUGUCAGUCCGGAUGGGAAGGUCCAUUGUGUGAUAAAUGUCAACGUUACCCUGGAUGCAUGCAUGGCUCAUGUGUAAAACCCUGGGAUUGCUUAUGCGAUGACGGAUGGGGAGGCCUUUUUUGCAACCAAGACCUCAACUUUUGCACCAAUCACCUCCCUUGCCGCAAUGGUGGAACUUGCUUCAACACCGGGGAAGGCAGUUACACAUGCAGUUGCCCUCCUGGAUACAAUGGAACAGAUUGUGAAGUAGCGACAGAUGACUGUGCCAGAACUCCUUGCCUACACGGAGGCACCUGCCUUAAGUCGGAGAACAGCGAUACUUUCGUUUGCCAGUGUACAUCAGGAUAUGGAGGAUCUAUUUGCCAGACUCCUCUUCCACUUCCCACAGCUCCUGGUUGCUCUGGGAAUCCCUGUAAUAAUGGAGGAAGCUGUCAGGAUGUGAGUGGAGGUUAUCGCUGCACGUGCCGUCCAGGAUUUACAGGACCAAGCUGUGAGCGUCAUUUGGGUGUCUGUGAUCCCACCCCUUGCGAAAAUGGUGGUGUAUGUUCCGAAGCGACCGGUGCUCCACACGGUUUCCGUUGCGCUUGUCCAGCUGGAUUCGUGGGCGAUCGCUGUCAAGUCGACGUGGACGAUUGUGCCGGUGGCAACCCUUGCCUAAAUGGUGGCACGUGUAUAGACAAAGUCAAUGAAUUCCGUUGUCAGUGUGUACCUGGAUUUGCCUCGAGAUUGUGCCAAGAUCGAGUAGACUAUUGCAUUGCAAAACCUUGUGCCAACGGAGGCACUUGCCACCAACUUCUUAAUGAUUAUGAGUGCCGGUGUCCCCCAGGGUUUGGUGGAAAGGACUGUAGUAUAGAAGUAGAUGAAUGCCGAUCAGACCCAUGUAAAAACGGUGGAACCUGCGUUGGUCGCCCCCGAGGCUAUGAAUGCAUUUGCCCUGUGGGAUUUCUUGGUAGAGACUGUGUCGAAUCAAGCGCAGGUGCUGCGUCCAGUGCUCGAAUAUCCACUGAAUCCACUUUGACUGCAGAACACGUUAUAGUAAUCGCUACUAUUUCAACAUUUGUCCCUCUGCUUGCUUUAAUUGCUGUAGGAGCUAUAGCCUGCUUAAAACACCGCAGGAAACGGGAAAAAGCAAGGGCAGAUGAAGAAGCUCGACUACAAAAUGAACAAAAUACGGCAAACAGCAGUUUUGCCAAGCGAGGAGCAGCAAUGGCUGCAGAUGCACGAAUGAUCAAGAAUUCAUGGGGGAAAUGUACCAACAACGCCAUAGAAGAAGCAAAUGUAGGAGAUCUCGAACCUUUCCCUAAGCAACAGCAGCAAGUGAUUGAUGGGCGACCUGUGUAUGGACUGCAGCGAAGUCGUUCACAAAAACAGUUGAACACAGAAUCAUCAUCGACAGCAACGUCCGCAGCAGUAGCAGCCGCUCGAGCUUCAGCUCUAUUAGUGGCUAAACUACAUGAGCCUGAUUAUGAACCUAUAAAGCGCCUAUCAGUGAUGUCGCAUAGCGAUCCACCGCUUAAAGACGCUCCUGUGUUUGUGGUAGAAGAACACUUUCGAGUGCCCGUGUCUGGUGGCUUAUUUGCUACCGAGGUGUGAUAGACGGAGGCUUUAGCUUAGCUUCCGCCCCCUACGACUGCUGUGUUCUGGUUUUGAGUCACCGCAGGUCCUAAACCAAAAACUUUUCUCUACCCUUCUUUUAUGUUUCUAUGUGUUUACUUAUUUCUUUAUUUAUGAUACUGUAGCUAAUUUAAAUUAUUUCAAAUUUAUUUUCUCGCGGUACUCAUCCGGAAAAAUUCGGCAUUAGCCGAAGACGGGCGUUGCGUGAUUGUGAUGCUCUGCCGUGGCUCCCCAUCGGCCGAUCCAAAGCUCAUUUGUCCAUAGUGUAAAUACUAGCUUGUAAAAUCCUGUAAAGUAACUUAAGCGUUUGGAUCAACCGGAAACCAAAGAUUGGGCUAUGGCGAGUCGCCUUACUUUUGCGCAGCGUACCUUCGGGUAGAAUUUUCUAAUUGUACCCUUGUGAUGCAUUUAAGUGAGCUAACUCACCCGAGGGGUUAGUUGCUAGUGAGUUAUUUGUAUAUAUAAAUAAGCUAAUUUAGUUCAGCGCCGAUUUAAAAAUGGUUUUCAGGCUUACUUUCGAUAUUCUUGAAUGUUUGGGAAUGUACAAAAUAUUUUAUAAAAUGAAUACAAAAUAUUCUGUCCUAUACAAUUUUUAUAUGGAAGUAUAAUUCCACUUAUUUGGAAUAUAAGGCAAAAUAAGUCGAAUUAGUUCGAAAAUUCAGAAACGCUUUCUUUAGAAAAAGUGGAAUGUUUCUCAGUUUCAUGCUCUAAUGGAAGCCUUUCGAAACCAUGUCGUUUUCAUUUGCAGGAAACCGACAUGGUUUGUGCUAAAUUGUAAUAUCAUCAAAAAUUCAACAGAAAUAUGGGAUGUUUGACUCAUUUUACCUCAAGAUAUUAUAUUGGUGUAACAUUUUUAAUUUGUCACUGACUGAAGUUUGACAGAUCAAAAGCGUGAUUCUUUUGGGACCAAUAGUGAAUUUUUUGAAAAAAAUAAAAAUGUUACAACAUGCCAAUAAAUAUAUGCCGUUAAGUAUUAUGAAUAAGCUAAGAUUUAUCACACUUGAGAAAAUAAUGCUUGAAAAUCUUUUUAAAGCCAAAUGAUGUGUUAUAGGUUUCUGCUUUUUAGAGCAAGCCGAUUUUGUGACUGCCCCUCAUUAGUCAUCAAUAACUUGGAGCGAAUAUUAUAUUGUUGCUGCACUAAAUCUUGCUUUCGCGUAUUUAUUUUUGGCCAGUGGACUUUAAGUUUGGAUUUAGCGGAGCAACCGUCACUCCUGUUGUUGGUCAUACAAUCUAUUGUAUGUAUUUUGUACUUAAUAUGAACAAAGAAACAAUGUUCCUGUAAUGUAAACUAAGUCAUUUUUGUAGUUGGCGUUGCCGGAAAAACAAUUUUUGUCAAUUUUUUUUGCAGCGCCAAUGUGUCAGGGUAUACCAAGGAAAAACCUACACCAUAAUGCUCUUAAUUAAAAGUAUAUUUUUUACUAUUUUAGUCGAAAGCCGCUAUUUUACCUUACUUUUAAUUCGGAGCAGUUUAGCGACGUAGUGUCAGAAUUUGUGGUGUGAAUCUCCCUGUAGUUUUGUAGUACUACUUAACCGUUGGGCAAGUUAAAAGACUUAAUAAUAGUAAAGACGUUUUGUAAUAUAUUCCUGUGUAUAUUUAUAGUCUGUACUUAUAAAGAUUUGUUCUGUUUCUAAUGAAGCGGCUGUAUUUGUUCCUCAUGUGAAUAAUGUUAUUUAAAAGUUAUCUUAAUACAUUUUUGUUCUAUA